AACUGUCUCUUCGAAUCCGAACGAUCCAAAGAAAUAUUUUUGAAUUCGAAUUACUAUUACAUUUGCCUUUUAUUAUAAUAAAUCAUGGAGCCAGAUGCUGGCAUUAUAUUAUCAGCUUUCAAGUAUCUAACGAAGGACGACGAACAAAUUUGCAGGUUAUGUCUGAGCCCUACGCCUCAGUACGCAAAAUAUAUUCAGGAUUCCGUGCUUUUGAAAAAGCCAUACUAUGAAGACACCGUUACAUAUGCUGAGAUGUUCGAAGAACUUGGUGUCAGUGAAGAGCCGCUACUGCCGCAAACCUUGUGUGAUACCUGCGCCCGGGCCGUUACGAACGGUUAUUUAUUUAAAAAACUUCACGAACAUUCCAAAGAACAGUGGGACACAGUGCUAUCAAGCCUUAACAAAACGUUGAUGCAAGCUGAAACAGUCAGUCCCUCGGUAAAGACUGCAUACAUAGUGCUUAGCGACACAGGUAACUACCUAGUCACAAGACGGAAGACACACUCACCGGAUAACGAAACUGCCGCACUGAAAUUAAACAAAAUAAUCAAGAGCAGAACUCGAUAUGUGCAUCGCAAAAAAACUUGUCUUAUUUGUGAGGAAUGCGGCAUGAAAUUUAAAACGAGAGUCCUUUUAGUUCGUCACAUGAAGUCACACAAAGCUAAGCCUUUAAAUUGCCCUCAAUGCUUCAAAGCGUUCUUAACUCAAUUGCAAUUAACGGAACAUGCAGAAAGAGUGCACUAUCCAAAGAAAAUUAAAUGUACCAAGUGUAAGAAAAUGUUCAGUACGCAGAGAACUUUAAAAGCUCAUGAUCGGCAAGAGCAUGUUGCUGUUUUAUGUAAGUUAUGCUUCGUACAGUUCCCGUCUAGGUCCUCAUUGAAAGUACACUUGGACAAACAUGAUGUUAUUAAAUGCCCGCGCUGUAGCAAGAGUUUCAUCAACAAACAAACGUUCCGAAGCCAUGUAAAGCAGUGUGGGAACGCUGAAGCCAAAGUGAUAAGCUUCUUUUGUGACAUUUGCAAUAAAGGCUAUAUUCGUAAAAAUGCUCUGCGCUCACAUCUAAAGAUAGACCACGGAUUUGGUAAAGUGCUUUCGUGCAGUUGGUGCGCAAAGAAAUUUGAUGCUGCUAGCAGAUUACGUAAUCACAUAGUGAAGCACACAAGGGAACGUAACUUUAGUUGCGAGCACUGCAACGGGAAGUUCGUUACUCAAGCCGCUUUAGUCUAUCACACUCGCUUGCACACAGGCGAGCGGCCAUUUAAGUGUGACUUAUGCGAGGAAAGCUUCCUCUCGGCUUCUAGAAGGAUGGAGCAUAAGCGGAGAAAGCAUUUUGGGCCUCAAAUGGAAUGUCCCAUAUGCCACGUCAAGUUUGUACUUGGUAGUCAGCUGAAGAAGCAUGUAGCCCGACAUUCGGAUCCUCAGAGCAAGCUGUAUGUGCCAACGUUAGAUGGUAAACAGGAGAGAAAAUAUGUAGUACGUAAUGUACUUACACGAGUGAAUUAGAAGAUUAUGUAGUGUGCCUAUGAAUUUAAUUAGUUAUUAUUUAACAAAAUAAACUU
Cydia amplana is the source of this 1559-nucleotide messenger RNA. RefSeq names its product zinc finger protein 26-like. The record is from RefSeq and is a predicted model, not a curated record. Gene Ontology annotation, molecular function: DNA-binding transcription factor activity, RNA polymerase II-specific; zinc ion binding; RNA polymerase II transcription regulatory region sequence-specific DNA binding. The coding region runs from base 85 to 1503 and encodes 472 amino acids. The transcript has 2 exons. NCBI's taxonomy places the organism in Eukaryota, Metazoa, Arthropoda, Insecta, Lepidoptera, Tortricidae. Gene Ontology annotation, cellular component: nucleus. Gene Ontology annotation, biological process: regulation of transcription by RNA polymerase II.